UAAACAAAACGGCGCUCAAUCCUCUCUUAUUUUCACAAGGACUGUAAGUUUCAUCGUGUAUCACUAUCACAGAGUCUCAGUCCUCCGAUUUCGAUGGAAGUUUUUCAGUUGUCGCCGGAGAUUCCUUUCCGUUUCCAUCCUACACCACCUAAAUUUCCACAUCUUAGUAGAAUCAACUUCUGCCGGCCAUUAUCAGCAACCAGCGAUUCUCGAUCCGGUACACCAGAUUCAGAAUCGCGGAACCGGAUGUUCGUUCUCGGGAUGGGAUUCGUCGGAGGAUUCUUCGCGGAAAAGCUCAAAGAAGCAGACUGGGUUGUUUCAGGGACUUGCAGGAGUGAUUCAAAGAAGAAAGAGUGGGAGAAGAAAGGAAUCGAUCUUCACCUCUUUUCCGCAGAUUCACCUGAAUGGAGCUUGCUCGAAACUGUGAAGGAUUACACUCACCUGCUCGUUUCCAUUCCACCUUUAGCUGACAUUGGUGAUCCGAUGUUGCGGGAUGUAGAACUUGUCAGAGAGAAGCUUUCUAGUGGAAAUCUACAGUGGCUUUGUUAUCUCUCAUCAACAAGUGUUUAUGGAGAUUAUGGUGGUGCUUGGGUCACUGAAGAUCAUCCUCCUAAUCCUAAAACUCAGUCAGCCAAACUGAGGUUAGCUGCAGAGGAAGGAUGGUUGAGCUUGGGGAGUGAUCUUGGGGUUUCUACUCAUGUCCUUCGACUUGGUGGUAUCUAUGGACCUGGUCGCAGUGCGAUUGAUACCUUGUUGAAGAGGGAGAAUUUGUCUGAAAGUCAACUGAGAAGAGCGUCCCGGAGAUUCACGUCCAGAGUCCAUGUUGAAGAUAUAUGCCAAGCUCUUCAAGCUGCCAUUGAAAAACCAUCUUCAAGAGAGAUCUACAACAUUGUCGAUGAUGAUCCAGCACCACGAGAAGAGGUGUUUGAAUAUGCCUUGGAGAUGAUUGAGAAACGUUGGAAAAGGAAGAUCGAAACAAAGCCAUUUCUGUAUGAGUCUAGGGAGCAGAGUUCGUUGAGAGGCGAAAAACGAGUUAGUAACGAACAUAUGAAGGAUAAACUAGGAGUCAAAUUGCUAUAUCCUUCGUACAAGUUGGGAUUGCAAAGCAUUGGGGAGAAGAUGGACAACCCGUUUUAAGCACGGAUCACGACAAGACUGCUGAAUCACGACAAGAAAAUGGCAUCAGUCUGUGAGAACAUCAGACGCCAGAGAGAAUUACCAUUGUUAGAUUUUGGAUUUUGGAUUUUGCAUCAGUUAAAUAAUUGAUGCCAUUGUUGAAUUGUUUUGCGUCAUUUGAAUAGAAUCCAUGGCUAAGGGUGGGUAUACUCUACUUGAAGCUGAUGGAACCAAAAUGCCAUUUCAUAAAAGACGUGGAGCGUUUGGUGCUCAAGCAAUGAUAACCAUCCCUAUAACCGGAUUAAUGUUUCCUCGAAUAUAUAUUCUACAUAUUCAUAUUUUUGUAUCAUCACGAUUUAACAAAGCUAGUUUAUUUAUAACA
This is a messenger RNA of Brassica rapa (field mustard), 1498 nucleotides long. RefSeq names its product protein YeeZ. NCBI's taxonomy places the organism in Eukaryota, Viridiplantae, Streptophyta, Magnoliopsida, Brassicales, Brassicaceae. The record is from RefSeq and is a predicted model, not a curated record.